Molecule: messenger RNA, 2427 nt
Organism: Acipenser ruthenus (sterlet)
Lineage: Eukaryota; Metazoa; Chordata; Actinopteri; Acipenseriformes; Acipenseridae
Product: zinc finger protein 664-like
Exons: 2
Coding region: 37-1269 (410 amino acids)
Biological process (GO): regulation of transcription by RNA polymerase II
Molecular function (GO): DNA-binding transcription factor activity, RNA polymerase II-specific; RNA polymerase II cis-regulatory region sequence-specific DNA binding
Source: RefSeq, a predicted model, not a curated record
UUUCAGCUGUUACUAAGCAGAAUCCCGUGUGCUGCCAUGGACAGUGUGGAGAUGGAAUCUGUCCAGAUUAAAGAGGAGUUCUCUGAACCUGAACUUGUCCCCUUUAGAGCAGAGAUCUCUGGGCUGGCUUCUCUCCCCAUUAAACAGGAGCUCUGUGAGAUGCAAUGUGACAGCAGUCAGCCACAGGUCUCUGAGGUUAAAGCUGAGCGCAAUGAAUUGGAGAUCCCGCAGACAGAAGAACCCCUUCCUGUGAAACAAGAAGAGGUGCUGGAAAUUAACCAUAUUAAACAGGAGCCCCCUGAAGUAGAGUUUGACCACAUGGAACCAGGGAAGGAAGAAUCCGAGGACUUCAAACCAAACAUCCCUAAGAUGGAGAGAGUCUGUGUGAGAGAGCAAGGCGCUGGAGAGGAAGGCUCUUCCAACAGCAUGCAAGGAGGUGGAAAGGAAGACGGGCAGUCACAUUCAGAAUGCAGUCUAGCAGGUUCCAGUCCAGCAGCUAAAGCGAGGGCAGACGGUGGAGAAUAUCCUGACUGUGGGAAAGGUUUAACGCAGUUAGGGCAUUUAAACAAAACCCAGCGAACUCACACAGGCGAGAAACCAUAUCACUGCUCUGACUGUGGGAAGAGUUUCAAUCAUUUUAGAAACCUAAAACAACACCAGCGAAUUCACACAGGAGAGAAACCGUAUCACUGCUUUGACUGUGGGAAGAGUUUCAGUCAGUUAAACAGCCUUGUUUUACAUGAGCGAAUUCAUACAGGAGAGAAACCGUAUCACUGCUCUGACUGUGGAAAGAGUUUCAGUCAGUCAAACAGCCUUGUUUUACACCAGCGAAUUCACACAGGAGAGAAACCGUAUCACUGCUCUGACUGUGGGAAGAGUUUCAGUCGGUCAGACAGCCUUGUUUCACACCAGCGAACUCACACAGGAGAGAAACCGUAUCACUGCUCUGACUGUGGGAAGAAUUUCAGUCGGUCAGGCAGCCUUGUUUCACACCAGCGAACUCACACAGGAGAGAAACCGUAUCGCUGCUCUGACUGUGGGAAGAGUUUCAGACAGUUAGGAAGCCUAAAAGAACACCAGCGAGUUCACACAGGAGCGAAACCAUUUCACUGCUCUGACUGUGGGAAGAGUUUCAGUUGGUCAGACAGCCUUGUUUCACACCUACAAACUCAUACAGGAAAGAAACUGUCUGCUCUGACUGUAGGAAGAGUUUCCGUCUUAAACAAGCCCUUCAAAAACACCAGCGAAUUCAGAGGAGAGAAACCUUAAAGACUGUUUUGUAUAUCACUCUUAACCCUUUGCGGUCAGUUUAUUCAUCACCUGUGAGGCACGUCAAGUCCUACAAAGGAAGGCUUUGCGCUCUCACAGCCUCUCAGUCUCGUGUUCUUAUUGUUUCCGAUCGGAUACUCCCGGCAUUGUGUUAUUUCAGUGAUACUGUAUUUCUUUUAUUUCACUCUAUUAUGUCAUUCAAAUCAUGACUGGAAAGCGACCAAGUGAUAGCAAGAGUGCAGGACCAGUUCGUAAGCGAAAGAAGAUUGAUUUAGAGCAGAAAAUGAAAAUACUGAAAAAGUAUUAAGGCGGACAAAGCCUGUCUUCAGUUGCUUGUGAACUCGAUUUGGCUACCUUUUUUCAUGUUCUAUAAACAUACGUACUGUACACACAUACAUUUACAUAGCCAGACAUACACAAAAACACAUAUACUGUACAGUAUUACACACAUACUGUAUGUGUGUAUAUAUAUAUAUAUAUAUAUAUAUAUAAUUAUUAUUAUCUAUUUCUUAGCAGACGCCCUUAUCCAGGGCGGCUUACAAUUGUUACAAGAUAUCACAUUAUUUUUACAUACAAUUACCCAUUUAUACAGCUGGGUUUUUACUAGAGCAAUUUAGGUAAAGUACCUUGCUCAUGGGUACAGCAGCAGUGUCCUCCACCGGGGAUUGAACCCACAACCCUCCGGUCAAGAGUCCAGAGCCCUAACCACUACUCCACACUGCUAUAUAUAUAGCGUCUGUAAUUUUGAAUACUGACUGGAUACUGUUUUAAUUCUGGAAACAGUUUUUUUAAUCGUUUGGUUUUGCUAAAUUGCAUUGCCUCUUACUGUUUACACAUUUCUGACAUUUAGAUUUAAAAAUACAAACAAUUAUACUUUAAUUAAUAAUUGAAACAAGAUAAGACUUAAACUGAACAGGUGAUAUUUUGUGCAUUUUAAAACAACAAUUACAAAUGUCUGAACCGUUUAAACAUUGAUUUGAAUGUAUCUACAAGUUUUGAAGUAACUCUAGAUUACAGCUUAAUAGGGCUGUCAGUUAAUGCUGUAUUACUGCAAAUGUUUACUCCUGCUUGUCUCUAGACUUCUAAUUCUGGUACCGUGAUUUCUAACUUUAAUAUUCAUCUUCCUUUUGUGAGCCUUAAUAAACCUAAUUAUUUAUA